AUGUCGCCGGUUACCCGCGUCACCCUCUUCAAAGUCCCCUCUGAGAAUGACCAACAGCACCUCGUAGAUCUCUACAAACAGAUGUCUCAAAAAGCCGUCAAGGAAGGAAAACCUUACAUCACCUCGGUCCAAGCUGGAAAGGCUAGCCCCGAUGAACGUGCCCAAGGUUUCACCGUUGUUGCCAUUUCUACGUUUUCUUCCAAGGCAGACUUCGACUACUACGAUACUCAAUGCGAGGCGCACUUGGAAUUGAAGACUUUUGCCAAGGGCGUUAAUCAGGGAUUUGCCAUGAUCUACUUUAAUAACGAAGUAAUCUAG
This is a messenger RNA of Fusarium venenatum, 318 nucleotides long. RefSeq lists its product as uncharacterized. The record is from RefSeq and is a predicted model, not a curated record. NCBI's taxonomy places the organism in Eukaryota, Fungi, Ascomycota, Sordariomycetes, Hypocreales, Nectriaceae.